Molecule: messenger RNA, 1776 nt
Organism: Siniperca chuatsi (mandarin fish)
Lineage: Eukaryota; Metazoa; Chordata; Actinopteri; Centrarchiformes; Sinipercidae
Exons: 3
Coding region: 282-950 (222 amino acids)
Source: RefSeq, a predicted model, not a curated record
CUGUCAACGCAUCCUGUUUUAUUUAAAAAAAAAAAAUCCAGGCGAAAAUGGCUGCCUCUCUCAUCUAAACCUUUGCUUAAAGGAUUAAAUGAACAUGAAAUAGGCAGCAGAAAUCGCAGUCCCGCUUGAAGACAGUACUGAUGGACGACAGGGCGUAGUUCGUGCAGCGCCUUCACAAAGAUGUGGCUGCCGGAGAAGGAAAAUGUUUGCGAUUCGAAAUUAACCCUUUCCUGUCCAACAUCCACCAACAAAUAAGAGGCCUGUUUGCUCCACCAAAAAAAAUGAUGCAUCAAGUGACCAGCAGCAACAGUGACUAUUGUAUGAGUGGACUGGCAGAGGACUGUCAUCCAGCCAGCCACUUUGAUUUAUGUAGCACACAAUCCAACAAAUUCUACCCCUCUCCGACAACGCCUGGUUUGCAGCUGUCCCUUGCGGGCCUAGCCCCUUUGCCACAGGGCAUGCACAAAGCCAUGGCAUGUCAAAUGCAAGACACCCAGAACGACUUCCAGCCUCAGACGGUGAGAAUCAGGGGCAGUGAGGCUGCGGGGCCCGAUGGCUCUAAGAAGAAGAAGGGAAUGGUGAAGUCAGGGCGGAGAGGGAGGCCAUCAGGGACCACAAAGUCAGCUGGUUACCGUACAAGUACUGGACGUCCACUUGGGACGACUAGAGCAGCUGGGUUCAAAACCAGCCCAGGGAGGCCCCUUGGUACCACCAAAGCAGCAGGAUAUAAGGUGAGCCCCGGCAGGCCCCCCGGCAGCAUCAAGAGUCUAGCUCGGCUCAAGAACCUGGAGUUCGGUUGUGACGGCGCCAAGAAACUUGACUUUAGCAACUGCAGUGUUCCCAAGAAACUGGACUUCACUAGCUGUGAUGUUCCAGCUUUUCCAUACGCCAUGAUGGAAAAAAGACCCCUCUGUGAGCCCAGUGGCAAAGUGGAUGAAACCAGCGAAUAGCUCUGCGGCUUUCUCUCCAGUGCUUGAAAAACAUUUGAGUGCAUGAGCAAGAGGAUGCUUAGGAAAACAUUUCUGUUGUCGGAGGAAAGAGCUAUUUUUGCCAUUUAGAAAAGGCUCUGACUGAGUUCUCAAUGUACAGUGUUUGACAUCGUCUUCAUCCUCUCAGAAUAAAUGACUGAAUUAAAAGUGUUAUUCCAGUUUGGCGGAGAUGCAUGCAUAUGAAUUAAUCACACCGAUCAGUAUAGGUAAAAAUGUAUCUAUCAGUUUGUGGUUCAAACCUCACUAGAGUGGAUCUUUCUUCCCCUCAAGCUUUUUGUUCCUCCGAAUUGUGACACGUUCUCUUACUCUGCUUUAAUAUUUAUAUGGCCGGGUUCUUGUGACAUUUUUUACAUUUAUAAAAAAUGCAUUUUAGUACAAACAGCCAAUCAAAUCAGCUUUUUUCCUGCGCAUGUGUAGUUGUCCUUUCUGUGUUGUCCAGUUCAAUAUGUGUUUUGUUCUGCGAUAUUAUCCUGCAUCAUGCCUAAAUUGGGAACACUGCGACACAUUUUUAAUUAGCUUGAACUGAUCAAACUCAAGGCAUAAUAUCCUUUUGAACACAGUAUUUGUUAUUUCUGCACUUUGUGAAUAUAGUUUUGAUUAUGCAUUGUAACAGUUUUCGUCCCCAAACUCACUUGAUAAGCACUUCCACAUUUACAUGUAUGUUGUUAUGCUGUUCAUUAGGAAAAAAUGACUUCAUUAAACAGAAAAAAGGUAUUGUGGAAUAUGUAAUAAAUGCUAAUGUGUAUGUAUGUGAAACCAAAAUAAAAGAAAGAAAUUGUCUUUUCCA